CGCAGCCGGCAAGCCGCAGCAGCGCCGGUCGCUGUGUCCCGACAUGGGCUGCUCCAGCAGCGCCCGCAGCCGCCCUCAGGAUCCGCCGCCCGCGGACGGGACGUCUCCGUGGGCAUCAUCAGGUAAAAAUAGCCCAACUGCAGAUGAUCAUGAAACUGUAGCUGACCAAACACAGCUGGACCCAGCGGAGGAUGUGAGUCUCAUCUCUGAGGAGACAAACCCUGGCAAGCAUCUGCUAGGAGAGGAGGCUGCAACUGUGAUUCUGGCUGUAGAAGGGAAGAUGGAUUCAGUCAGUAAAAGGGAGGAGCCAGAGGGCAUCGAGCCCCUGCCUGCAGAAGAGGAGGAGAGCUCUGAGCUGCCACCUGCAUGGCAGGAGGACAGCAACAGGCCUUCACCUCCAGCACCAGGAGAAGAUGCUGGGGCACCAUCACCAGGACCAGUAGAGGACAGUGGGCUGGCAGAGGGCAAUGACAGCUCUGUAGUGGAAAUCAGCAAGAAAGUACAUAUUACUGAAGAGGACCACCUCAUUGAGGGUGAGACGAGAGAACAAGUGGAAACUGAGCUGCUCAGUGAGAUAGUAAGUGGAGGGCCUGAAACAAAAGAAGAAACAGGAGAAGCUGUGGAUAGCGCAGCAGCGGCGGAGAUAGAGACACCUAAUAACAAAGAAUAGAAGUUAUGUCUCUAUGACACCCUCUCUUCUUGGGCCAGCUCUUCUGUCCACAUGAACAUUUUAAAAAUCUCUUGGGUUCGGAAAAAGUAAAUCUUUUAUGGAUUGAGCCACAAGCCACAGACAUGAAUGAGAGUCAUCAGAAAAAGUUUUAUAUAAUUUUUUUUGAAGUCAAGCUGCCAAGACUUCAAGUGUUUGAAAUACCUGAACUUUCACCUCCCUGCCACAGAGUGCCUUCUGUAAAAGGGGAUCAUGUCCCAGCAGCAGUGUAACCAUUCAGUUUUCAAUUGGGACUUGUUUUGAUAACUAACUUCAAACUGGUAUGCAGGCAAUGUCUCCGAGUGCCUGGACUACCAGUACAUGGUGCUGCUGAAGCGUAUAGCAAGUAGAGCUCUGGUAGGUGAAAGUGCCCAUUUACCAGGCAGUAACUAAAUGCAGAAGUUAACUUUCAAGAAAAUGGAAGACACACUGGGUGCAGUGUCCAGGACCCAAGUGGGUGUCUGCUGCUCACAUUUUUAAACACAAACUUAUUGCAAAGUUAGUAGUACAAUACAUGUGGCAAGUUCUGCAGAAACAGGGAGGAGAGGGCUUUUUUAAUGGUGAGUAGGAUGUUCUAGCCUUACAAAUUGUAGCACACUUAAAAUAUACAUCCUCUCAGCUGUUAACAUUCAUGGCCAUUAAUAACCUGUCAUUAGCUGUGCAGCUCCUCAUACACAUUUGUGGCUUCUAAAAUAGAUUUCUAACCAGAGACAUAAAUAAGGCUCUUCCCAAAGGACAGGUCAUCUACUAUAUUUCCCUGUAGUGCUGUUCUCCAGAAGAAGUAAGCUGUCAGGGAUUGUCUCGCUUCUUUUCCAAAAUGCUAAAGAAUCACUUUGGAGCUGAAGCUGAAUAGCAAAGCUUUCAAAUUUCCUGUGAAAUUGGUAUUAUGGAUCAGGUAGAGAUUAGAAAUUUGUUCUGAUGGUAAAUAUCACAAAAUGACUACACAUUAUGUAUUAGUGGGGACUGUGUUUAUACGAUCCUCUGGCAAAAGAAACCAGAAUAGGAGAAAUGGUCAGUUAUCUAUAAAGGGCAAGCACAUGUUACUAUUUCAUUAGUUUUAUUGUCAAAAAGGACUUCACAAAAUCUUUUUUUCUGUCACUAGAAAAUGACACAAAUCUCCUUUAAGAACUAAGUUUAGUGCCGCGUGUGCACAUGUGACUCCAUCUGGUUUUCAUUUGUAUUAAAUAAUCUAAAUUAUAUCCUUGGCCUAUCAGCCUUUUGUGUAAGCUGAUAUUCCUCAGGUCUACCACGAAAUCUAUGUUUUUCUGCUCAUCAGCACUCUUACAAAUUUGUCAUCUUCAUUUAACGCACCUUACUGUAGGCAAUACCA
Molecule: messenger RNA, 2036 nt
Organism: Colius striatus (speckled mousebird)
Lineage: Eukaryota; Metazoa; Chordata; Aves; Coliiformes; Coliidae
Gene: ERICH5
Product: glutamate rich 5
Exons: 4
Coding region: 44-670 (208 amino acids)
Source: RefSeq, a predicted model, not a curated record